AUGACUUACACAAACGGAGCUUCCAACGGGACCAACGGCCAUGCGGCCAGCCCCACUCCGGCCGCAACUCGGCUGAGGAAAAUGCUCACUGAAGGCAAUGAACUGCUUGUUCUGCCGGGCGUCUAUGAUGGUUUCACUGCUAGAAUUGCGCUAGAAGUUGGCUUUGAUGGCCUCUACAUGACGGGCGCUGGAACAUGCGCUUCAAAGCUCGGCCAGCCAGACUUGGGCUUUGCCUCGCUUAAUGACAUGCGAGAGCACGCUGAAAUGAUUGCCAACCUGGAUCCCAGCGUCCCUCUCAUUGCUGACGCUGACACGGGCUACGGCGGGCCCAACAUGGUUGCUCGCACGGUGGCGCAAUACCACCGCAGUGGCGUCGCUGGUCUGCAUAUCGAGGAUCAGAUUCAGACUAAGCGCUGUGGGCACCUUGGAGGAAAGGAGGUUGUUGACGUUGAUACCUUCCAGCAGCGGAUCAGUGCGGCCGCUGCAACCAGGAAGAAGCUGAAUUCCGACAUUGUCAUCAUUGCCCGCACAGAUGCUCUACAGACUGAUGGUUUUGAAGAGGCUAUCCGUCGUCUAAAGGCUGCAGUUACCGCCGGCGCUGAUGUUGCCUUCCUAGAGGGCAUUAACAAUGAGCAAGAGGCGAGAGAGGUGUGCCGAGCGCUCGCACCGACCCCAGUUCUCCUCAACAUGGUUGAGAAUGGAGCCACACCAUCCUGGUCUGUAGCUCAGGCCAAGGAUAUGGGUUUCAGAAUCAUCAUCUAUCCUUUCGCAGCUCUUGCUCCGGCAUAUGAAGCCAUUCGUAGCACCUACAAGAGGAUAAAAGAGACUGGUGUCACUGACAUCGACCCGACUUUUACACCAAAGAAGUUGUUCACGAUAGUAGGCCUGAAAGAAGCGACAGCGGUGGAUGUUGCUGCUGGAGGACAAUUGUAUGGCAAAGUGUGA
Trichoderma atroviride IMI 206040 is the source of this 945-nucleotide messenger RNA. RefSeq lists its product as uncharacterized. Gene Ontology annotation, molecular function: catalytic activity. Lineage: Eukaryota; Fungi; Ascomycota; Sordariomycetes; Hypocreales; Hypocreaceae. The record is from RefSeq and is a predicted model, not a curated record.